AGACGGUACCGGGGCGCUGCCGGGGGCACUUCCGGGGGGCACUUCCGGGGCGGGGCUGCGGCCAUGGCUCCUCCACUCUGCCCCACAGCGCCCCCCCCCCCGCAUGCCCCACCCCUGCCCCAUAGCCCCCCCCACGGCCCCACCUCUGCCCCACAGAUCUCUCCAUGGGCCGCCUGCGUCCCCACCCCUGCCCCAUAGCCCCCCCCACGGCCCCACCUCUGCCCACAGAUCUCUCCAUGGGCUGCCUGCGUCCCCAUCCCUGCCCCAUAGCCCCACCAAGCCCCCCCCCCGCCCCAUGGCUCUUCCCAUGCUCCCGUUCCCCGCCCCAUAGGCCACCCCAUGGGCUCAUCCCUGCCCUAUGGCCCCCUUGUGCCCCAGCCCAGCCCCGUAGACCAUGUUCAUAGCCCCUGUCCCUGCCCCAUGGCUCCAUCUCAGCACAGCAGCCCCAUUGCUGCCCCCCGACUAGCCUUGUCCCUGCCCCAUGGCUCCAUCCCAGCCCCACAGCCCUAUUUCAGCUCCUGGACCUGUCCCUGCCCCACGGGCUCGGCCCUGCCCCAUAGACCGCUUCUGUAGCCCCGUCCCUGCCCCGUGGCUCCAUCCCAGCCCCACAAGCCCAUCUCGGCCCCAUGCCCCCCCCCCCGGCCCCUGGCCCGGCCCCACGGCGCGGUGCCGGGCGCAGGUGCGGCCGCUGGUGACGCAGGAGCAGCUGCUGUGGGUCAGCGGGGCGCUGGGGGCCGUGGACACGUUCCGGGUGCCGCUGCUGGCGGCCACGGCGCGCGGGACGCUGCUGGCCUUCGCCGAGGCCCGCAAGCACUCGGCCGCCGACGUGGGCGCCAAGUUCAUCGCCUGCCGCCGCUCUGUCGACGGAGGCGCCACGUGGAGCCCCACGCGGUUCAUCGCCGACGACGGGGCGGCGGGCGACGGGCUGAGCCUGGGCGCCGUGGUGGUGGCGGGCGCCGAGGUGCUGCUGCUCUACGCGCUCUGCGCCCACCGCGCCGCCUGCCCCCCCCCAGCACCAUGCUGCUGCGCAGCCCGCGACGACGGCCUCUCCUGGGGGGCCCCCCGCAACCUCUCCGGGCAGGUCGGCACCGCCGUCUUCGCCCCCGGGCCUGGCUACGGCAUCCAGAAGCAGCGCGAGCCGGCGCGCGGGCGCCUCGUGGUCUGCGGCCACGGCUCGCUGGAGCGCGACGGCGUCAGCUGCCUGCUGAGCGACGACGGCGGCCGCAGCUGGCGGCGCGGCGGCGCCCUGCGCGGGAUCCCCUUCGGCGCCCCCAAACGCCCCUUCGACUUCACCCCCGACGAGUGCCAGCCCUACGAGCUGCCCGACGGCUCCCUGGUCAUCAACAUCCGGAACCAGAACUUCUACCACUGCCGCUGCCGCAUGGUGGCCCGGAGCUGGGACGGGGGCCGGACCCUCCCCCCCGAGGCCGUGACCUUCGACCCCGCCCUGGUGGACCCCGCCGUCGCCGCCGGCGUCCUCGUCACCGCCGGCCUCGUCUUCUUCAGCAACCCCGCCCACGAGAGCCAGUGUGACCUGACGCUGCGCUGGAGCUUCACCAACGGCACCACGUGGUGGGGGCGGGGCCUGCAGGUGUGGGCGGGGCCGAGCGGCUACUCCACGCUGGCGGCCCCGCCCCCGAUGUCCCCGGGCGACGCCCCCAGCCUCUACCUCAUCUACGAGAAGGGGCGGAGCCAGUCCACCGAGAGCAUCUCAUUGGCCAAGAUCAGCAUCUUCGGGGUGCUCUGACCCCGCCCCCCGGGGGGUCAAUAAAGGGCUCGAUCCGG
This is a messenger RNA of Rhea pennata, 1785 nucleotides long. RefSeq names its product neuraminidase 1 (gene NEU1). Gene Ontology annotation, molecular function: exo-alpha-sialidase activity. Gene Ontology annotation, cellular component: cytoplasm; intracellular membrane-bounded organelle; membrane. Lineage: Eukaryota; Metazoa; Chordata; Aves; Rheiformes; Rheidae. Gene Ontology annotation, biological process: oligosaccharide catabolic process; ganglioside catabolic process. The record is from RefSeq and is a predicted model, not a curated record.